This is a messenger RNA of Nelumbo nucifera (sacred lotus), 2204 nucleotides long. The record is from RefSeq and is a predicted model, not a curated record. NCBI's taxonomy places the organism in Eukaryota, Viridiplantae, Streptophyta, Magnoliopsida, Proteales, Nelumbonaceae.
UCCAACGUAUCUUUUACAGCAGGAUAUUAUUCUGACGAUAAUGGAGGUGGGUUUACGAAAUUAUUGUUCCUGAGCGGAGAUCCACUGCAGUUAUGGGUAGAAUAUGACGGUGCCRAAACGCAACUUAAUGUUACAAUUGCUCCUGCCGUGGCGACCAUGACCAAACCCAAUCGUCCACUCUUGUCUUUGAAACAAGAUCUUUCAGAGUUCCUCCUGGACAGGAUGUACGUGGGGUUCUCUGCAUCUUUCGGGGCUGUUCGAUCAGAUCAUGACGUAUUGGCUUGGAGCUUUAAGAUGAACGGACAGGCUGAAUCGCUCGAUCUGUCACGACUGCCAAAGCUCCCAAGUGGCCCAGGGAAGAAGCUACCAAUUUUGCCGAUUUCGUUGCCCUUUGUUGGUGUUAUUUGUGGGUUAGUGCUCGCCUGGCUAAUCAUUCUGUUUGUGAGGAAGAUAAAGUACAAGGAAGUGCUCGAAGAUUGGGAGCUUCAGUAUGGACCUCACAGGUUCUCUUACAGGAAUCUCUUUCUUUCCACCAAUGGUUUCAAAGACAACGAACUUCUGGGGAGAGGAGGUUUCGGUCGGGUCUAUAAAGGGGUGCUGCCCAAAUCAAAGAUUCAAGUUGCAGUGAAGAGAAUUUCUCAUGAUUCAACCCAAGGAAUGAGAGAAUUCAUCGCUGAGAUCGCAACCAUCGGCAGGCUCCGCCACCCAAACUUGGUCCGACUACUGGGCUACUGCCGGCGUAAAGGUGAGCUCCUCUUGGUUUAUGAUUUCAUGUCCAACGGCAGUCUCAACAAGUUCAUUUUCGACCGACCCAAGUUGGCGCUUAAUUGGGCACAGAGGUUCAAGAUCAUCAAGGACGUGGCUUCUGCUCUCCUUUAUCUGCACGAACAGUGGGUGCAGGUGGUCAUCCACAGAGAUAUUAAGGCCAGCAAUGUGUUAUUAGACAGUGAAAUGAACGGAAAGCUAGGAGAUUUUGGCCUGGCCAAGCUCAGCGAGCAAGGAGCCGAUCCACAAACUUCCUAUCUAGCCGGCACUCCCGGCUAUAUUGCACCGGAGCUGGCCAGAACCGGCAAAUCUAGCACGAGCACCGACCUGUUUGCAUUUGGCACAUUUCUGCUCGAGGUUGCCUGCGGCAGAAGACCGGUGGAGAUGGAGGAAGUUCCGAAGAAGAUAUUCCUGGUGGACUGGGUGACGGACUGUUGGGGGAGGGGAAACAUUCUGGAGACAGUGGAUCCGAAACUAGGGAAGGAAUUUGUGGCGGAGGAAGCGGAGUUGGUGCUGAAGCUUGGAUUGCUUUGCUCACAUCCUGCGGCCGAAGCCAGGCCGACCAUGUCUUCUGUAGUCAUGUAUUUGGAAGGUGAAGCUUCCUUGCCGAAGGAAUUCAGUGCAGAGGGGAUAGCGCAGGAGAAUAAAGUACGAAUCAGAGCAAGGUCUGAGUUGUUCGGUUCUUGGCUGCAAAAGGAUUCAACCCCAUCGUUAACAAUCACAGAGAAGUUCACAUCCAGCGGCCGUUGACCUCUGCACAUUCAUGGACAUUGAACAGAGGGCUUAAUUACUGUAAUUAAUUAACGUAGUUUAAGAGGAGAAAUUUAAGCCUUAAUUGAUACAGUUUUAUCAAACAUGUAAUGAUGGGUCUUGAUCAGAUUGGUGGGGCCCAGAGAGUUAUGGAUAUUUUGUCCCCAGGCCCAAUAAGCUUAGUGGGUUAGACACUGGCGUGUUGAAAAGCUUCCCAUCGAUUGGGCCACCUUAUUGGUUUCAAGGAUUGAUUCUUAUCCACAACAUUUUUCAUGAGCCUAUUGCACCCUUGUGAAGCUAGUCUGUUAUCUGGGUCAAGGUAUAGCUUUUGAGUCUGGAUAUGCUCCUCACCAGCCACAUCCCACUUUGUAUUAGAAACAUCUUUCAUGAAAAAUAACAAACAAAAAGUGGAGAUAUUCCCUAUGUGUGGCUGGAAUAUGUUGUAAAGUCAUUGAGAAGAGCGCUUUGUGAGAAAUAGAUCUUGAUUCAUAGCCUUUUGGGUCCUGUGGUCGGUAGAUUGCUUUUUCUCUUUUUUUUUUUUUUAUCUUGAUGUACACAUUAUACAAGAAUCUGAGCCUGAGGUGGGGACAAAGCAGCCCAGCAGAUAUAUCAUGUAAAACUUGCACGAGUUUUAUUGCACACCUUUUAUUUUGGAGGAACGGUGAAUGGCCAUCAAAACUAUUGAGUCA